Molecule: messenger RNA, 1077 nt
Organism: Trichoderma virens Gv29-8
Lineage: Eukaryota; Fungi; Ascomycota; Sordariomycetes; Hypocreales; Hypocreaceae
Exons: 1
Source: RefSeq, a predicted model, not a curated record
GCACCGAGCAUCAUCCUCUUCGCCGGAGCCCCGUCUCCAAACUCCGUGAAUCAUCAAUCCUGCACUCUCAACAGUUUCGAGGAGGCAUUCCACAUCUUACUUGGCCCACUUGAUAGCAAAGACCACCUACAGAAACAUACGAGUACAGACCCAAACUCAGGCGUUGAAAUUGCAUCACAACCACACGCCGUUUGGCGGUCUGUGCCGCUCAACCGGCGUCCUCUUCACACCGGCCUGAGCCAAAACCACAGCAUCCUAGACGUCUCCUUUCAAGCCCACCGUGACUUCUUCACCACGGCGGAUGCUUUUCCUGGAGAUGACACCCUGUCUUUUGGCGGUGCUGAAGAUGGAGGUGCGCUGCUUACGCAGUUUGUUGAGGAGUCGCUGGUCGCUCACAACUUGAUACCAUCCAGUCAGCUGGGCAGUUUCAGCAUAAACACAACUGAGGACACCACGAUAUCGUUCACCACAAAUUCUUCAAACAAUGCUUCCCUACAAGAGUCCGCCCGCCCACUGCCAACACCUGUGCCUUCGCAUCUCUCAGACUUGGAAGACGUUCCUUCAGCGGCCCGCAUCAUCGCUUUGAGCCCCCAAACAGUGACACUGAAUUUGAUCGUUGCAGUCAUCUCUAUCGCCCAACCGCGAACUGUCACAACGCGUUGGGGCACAACUUUAUCUCUGGUCGAGGUUCUGGUCGGCGAUGAGACCAAGUCAGGCUUUGGGGUAACCUUUUGGCUAUCCAGCGACCAGGUCACAACUAGCCAAGUGAGCAAACUACGCCGGCAGGAUGUUGUGUUGAUGGAAAAUGUGGCACUACACGUCUUCCGCGGAAAGGUGUAUGGCCAAAGUCUACGCAAGAACCUGACUCGAGUGAGCCUCCUAUGGCGGAACGAAGGUGGUGGGUACUAUCAUAAUAAAGACAUCACCAAGCGAGCGGCCGCGAAGCAUCCUCAGCGGGAGAAGACGAGGCUUGUCAAAGAUUGGGUUAUUCACUUUGUCGGGCGAGAUGUGGGAGCAACCACACGAAAGAGGGCCAGUCAAAGGUCGUGGGACCAGCCACCCGAGGAUACACAAUAA